AUGAAGCAGAGAUAUUCUUCUUUAGACGUAAAGGUCAUAAGCCGCGAGCUCUCUGCCAGCAUCCUUGGCCUGCGAAUAGCCAAUAUCUACGAUCUGUCGCCACGCACGUUUCUGUUCAAACUCGCCCUUCCCGAUAUAAAGAAGCAGCUCAUCAUCAAUGCUGGUUUUCACUGCCACCUCACAGAGUCAUCCCGCACAACAGCAGAUGCGCCGUCUCAUUUUGUCAGUCGGCUCCGAAAGUUCCUGAAAACGAGACGCAUCACCGGGGUACGACAGAUAGGCACCGACCGAAUACUUGAGUUUGAGAUCAGUGAUGGGCUAUUCCGUUUAUACCUGGAAUUCUUUGCAGCUGGGAAUCUCAUCUUGACAGAUGCCAAAUAUGAGAUUGUUGCACUUUUACGACAUGUCGCUCCUGGAAGUGACAUCGAGGAGGUUAAAGUCGGCAUGUCGUAUAGGUUGGAAAGCAAGAUGAAUUAUAAUGGCAUCCCCCCGCUUACCGUGGACAGGCUUAAGGUCGCGCUGGGGAAGGAUAACGGGUCAAAGGUCUUGAAGCGGAGUUUAUAUUUUGGAUUCCCAGAAUACCCGCCUACGCUGUUAGAUCAUGCUUUUCAUGUAGUUGGCUUCGACUCGAAACUCCAACCUGCUCAGAUCCUGACUGAGACCACCUUGAUAAAUCGCCUGAUGGAUGUUCUCCACGAGGCUGAUCGGGUGAACAAUGCCUUGUCCUCUGACCGCCAGCACCCCGGCUAUAUCAUAGCUAAGAAUACCGCGCCCGGCUCUUCAGAUGGUGCAAAUGGAUCAAAGUCAGCCCCUGUGAUCGAAUUUAGGGAGUUCCACCCUUUUGAGCCUAGUCAAUCGAAGGACGUCCCCAAUACCACUACGCUACAUUUUGAGAACUUUAACAGUGCGGUUGAUAAAUACUUCUCUUCGAUAGAAGCUCGAAAACUAGAGUCGCGUCUGACAGAGCGCGAAGAUACGGCGAGGAAGAAACUGGAAGCCACGAAACGAGACCAUGAAAAACGAGUCACUGCUCUGCAAGAAAAGCAAGAAUUCCAUGUUCGGAAGGCCCAUGCUAUUGAAGCCAAUCUUUCACAGGUAGAGGAGGCGAUCAAUGCCGUCAAUGGCCUGGUGGCACAGGGUAUGGACUGGGUUGAGAUCGCUAGCAUUGAUAUUGACCUCGGAAUUUCUCCAUGGGCUAAUGCUAGACAGUACUACGAUGAAAAGAAAAUCGCCGCAGUUAAAGAGGAGAAAACUCUGCAGGCUUCUACAAAGGCUAUCAAGAGCACCGAGAAAAAGGUGAAUGCCAAUCUCAAACAUGCAUUGAAGCAGGAGAAACCAGUUCUUCGCCGAACAAGAACUCCAGCAUGGUUCGAAAAGUUCUUCUUUUUCAUUUCCUCAGAUGGUUAUCUUGUUAUAGGCGGGAGAGAUCCACAGCAAGGUGAGAUACUAUUUCAGCGCUAUCUAAGGAAAGGAGACAUAUACGUCCAUACGGAUCUAGAGGGUGGGGUUCCUUUGAUUGUAAAGAAUAAGCCUGAGACCCCAGAUGAUCCUAUUCCUCCAAAUACGAUCUCACAAGCGAGCACAUACUCUGUUGCCUCAUCGAAAGCUUGGGACACAAAAGCGGCAAUGGGUGGAUGGUGGGUUCAUGCAGCUCAGGUGUCAAAGAUGACUUCUACGGGGGACAUUCUUAAAGCUGGCCAUUUUAUGAUAAAGGGUGAGAAAAAUCAUCUACCCCCUGGCCAGACUGUGCUAGGGUUUGCGGUACUGUUCGAAAUUUCUACUCGAAGUGUUCAGAACCAUACAAAGUUCCAGCUGGCUACGUCGGAGGGGUUGGAGACAAAUGAUCAAUCUACUUCCAACACUUCCGGCGUACCCCAGGUAGAUCCUGACCAGUCGGAUCACCAGGAUGAUGUUACUCAAGAACGUGCAGAUACGUUGGCAUCUAAUCUAUCUGAGGGGGAAGAGGAAGAGAAUGGGAUGGAAGAUAUAUCUGUGGAAGAGAGUACAAGGGCUGUGCAACUUGGCGAAAAGUACGAUGCCAACGUGAGGCAGGAGGAGUCACAAGAAGGCGGGGAACAAGCCGCCCCGCAGGUCGAGAAACAGGCUGCCUCAAAAAUCACUUUGAACGAAGACGAAGUGGAAGAUCCUUCUGACCAGUCUGAGGAUGAAACCCAGCCAUCAACGCCCUCGCCGGCCCAAGAUUCACCGUUAUCGACACCAUCCCUAAUUAGCUCAGCAGGGACUCAGAAAUCUAAGCCUCCCAUUCGCGGCAAACGAGGGAAGGCAAAAAAACUAGCCACUAAAUAUAAAGAUCAGGACGAGGAAGAUCGCAAGCUUGCUCUUCGUUUAUUGGGUUCCGCCCCCGAGACUUCCACAGCCAACAAAACGAAAACGAAAGCCGAUAUUGAAGCCGAGCGCGAGGCGCAAAAGGAAAGGCGUAGAGCACAGCAUGAGCGUGCAUUGCAGGCUGUCAAACGACAACAAGAGGCCUUUGCACGGCAUCCUACAGAGGAUGGCUCUGGGGAAGACCAUAAAAUUGACUUGUCAUUACUGCCUACUCUUGUGGGAACACCCGUGGAAGGCGAUGAUAUCGAAGCUGCGAUCCCUGUAUGUGCUCCAUGGUCAGCACUUGGACAGUAUAAGUACCGAGCCAAGCUACAACCCGGAAAGAUAAAAAAGGGAAAAGCAGUCAAGGAUAUACUGGGCAAGUGGAUUCACGAUGCCACCGUGUUACAGACUCGCUCUACCGGAAAGAAACCUGCGCCUACGGAUAAUUCCGAAUCAGUAGAGGAUGCAACUGAGGAGGCUGCGGAAAAUACUGAGGAUGCAAACCAUAUACUUUCUAUGGAGCUAGAUUGCAUCAAAGCAUGGAGAGAGGUUGAAGUUAUGAAUACGUUACCUGUUGGUGGAUUCACCAUCGUUUCUGUAGCUGGUGCUGGAGGGUCAAGUUCGGGGGGCGUUGGGCCCAAAGGCGCGGACAGCAAGGGAAAAGGCAAAGGUAAGAAAUCUGGAGGCGGUAAGGGUGGUAAAGGAGGGAAAAAGAAAUAA
This is a messenger RNA of Arthroderma uncinatum, 3048 nucleotides long. Its product is annotated as serologically defined colon cancer antigen 1. Lineage: Eukaryota; Fungi; Ascomycota; Eurotiomycetes; Onygenales; Arthrodermataceae. Gene Ontology annotation, molecular function: tRNA binding; ribosomal large subunit binding. Bases 1 to 3048 code for a protein of 1015 amino acids. Gene Ontology annotation, biological process: ribosome-associated ubiquitin-dependent protein catabolic process; rescue of stalled cytosolic ribosome. Gene Ontology annotation, cellular component: RQC complex. The transcript has 5 exons. The record is from RefSeq and is a predicted model, not a curated record.